Scylla paramamosain (green mud crab) is the source of this 1298-nucleotide messenger RNA. Its product is annotated as ciliogenesis and planar polarity effector 2-like. Gene Ontology annotation, molecular function: GTP binding; GTPase activity. The record is from RefSeq and is a predicted model, not a curated record. Lineage: Eukaryota; Metazoa; Arthropoda; Malacostraca; Decapoda; Portunidae. The transcript is spliced from 6 exons. The coding region runs from base 200 to 883 and encodes 227 amino acids.
GAGUGAGGAGGCGAGACGAGUCUUUGUUUACGGGGACUCACCUGUCUCACCUGCGUCUUGGCAGGCGGGUGGGGGAGGUCCUGGGAAAACUGUGCGAUUGGACUGAAUUGAAGUUUGUGCUGGACUACUGACUACUCUUGCUGACUGUUCUUGAUACUCAUUCCAGAACAGUGGCAGUUGUGUCAGCAAGGGAGGCAAGAUGGGAUCAGAUGGUCCUGUGUGGGAGAGCAAAACUUAUCAGAAGAAACUCUUGAUUCCAGGGACAAACAAAAGGAAGUUUUUUGGAGUCUUAGAGAAACCUAAUUUGCCACCAUCGGUUCCUAAUGUCACUUACAAGAUAUUCCUGUGUGGGAAGACAGCAUCAGGCAAGACUUGGACCAUGAACUGUCUCUCGGGACAAGAAGUGCCAAGUCAGCAUGUGGAGACAAUUGGCGUACAGUGUAGCCAUGUCUUUUGGCCAAUGAAGAUAGGUAGCAGACUCAUCCUUUUCCGCUUGGAGCUUUGGGAUGCAGGAGAAGCCAGCACUCGCCAGUACAGCCACAUCUUACCAGCAUGCCGUGAGGGUGUUGAUGCUGUGUUGGUGUGUUGUUCUGCUAGUGACCGUGAAGGGUGGCUGGACAUGCCAAGGGCAGUAGCAGAAGCUACACAACCAGCAGACAGGGCAGCAGUGGCAGUGAUUCUCACAAGAUGGGAUCAAUUUUCGAAGCGUGAGGUCACAGAGGCAGAGGUGGAAGCAUUUGAGAAGUCCCGAGGGGUGCCAGUAGUGAGGCUUGGUGGUACGGCCUCUGAUCCUGCUCAGGAAAUGCCCCAUAUUGCUCCAACACUUAAUUUUCUGUGUCGCCGGCUGUGGCAGCGUGACCAAGAACUUCUUUCCAUCAAGUAGUGAAGGAAGUGUACUUAUAAGAAUGAGGGAGAAAGGGGAGCACUGACAUUAUGCAGGAAUGAUGGAAUGGGGGAUUAAGAGAGAACUUUAAAUGUUAAGAAGGUAAGGAGAGUAGAUAGAAUGAGAACUGUGGGUUUGUCACUGUCUCUUAGUUUCAGAUCUGAAAUUUAUCUAGGAUAAUGUAUUCCAUUAUCAGGAAUGACAUGGGACCAUACAAGUUAGAUCCACUUUGCAGCAAAAUGCUGAACCUGAAAGUUAGAAAGGACUGAUUUGAAUUGUGUUUGGUAAAUGUUCAGUAUAGUAGUCCUUUCUUUUCUAGAGCAAGGAAUUAAGUUUUCAGUCUUAACAGAAGGUGGGUUUAAUAUUAGAAUAUUAUUUUUGUAUGAAAUUGUACAAAUAAAUUAUAUUUUAUAUA